GUCCACACGGGGGCGCUAAUGCCGCGGCAGCUAGCGGAAGCUACCGGGAAAAGCUCGCCGAGGACGCCGGUGGAGGACGUUUCAUUUAAACUAACACAACUCAAAUCUACUUAUAUGUGUCGUGUCACUUAGAAUUUGUCGUUGCUUUAUCGGAAAUGUUUUCUUUCUCGUCCACCGUACAGCCGCAGGUCACAGUUCCACUGAGUCACCUGAUCAACGCCUUUCACUCUUUAAAAGGUUCAGUGGUCAAACCUCUGCACAGAGAAAGGAGACCGGAGCAAGAGCUACACAUCCCAGAGCCGUCAUGGAGCCUCAGAGAUGUGGGAUUGACGGAUCUGGGAGUAGAGCAGCUGGACGAACUUGUGGACAGACUGUUGCCGUGCGUGACUCAGGACGUGUCAUCAAAACCCCCUAGAGCUGAAUCACACCCCUGGAGGACGUCCUACCUGUCCACGGACUCCUUCUUUCACAACAAAUAUGGUUUUUCUGUCGCCAAGAUGGGAGCGGCUUCGCCACUUUUUUGCAGACAGAGCCCUUCUGCUCUUCAGACCUUGUGUGCUGAUCUAAACGUCUGGCCAGUGUUGAUCCAAAGACGAGGCUUUAAAACCCUGAAGUCCAAAACGAGGCGUCUUCAGAGUGGCUUUGACCAGUCACAGGACACGGACACAUUCACUCCGUCUUUUAUGAAGGGCUUGCUUAUGCGGGACAAAAGCCAAGUUCCUGAGACUUUAGACAAUCUUCUGAAAAGCAGAAACAUUCCCGACGCACAUCACGACGCUUUCAAGACGGGUUUCGCUGAGGGCUUUCUGAAAGCUCAGGCUCUCACACAGAGAACCCAAGAGUCUUUAAGGCGAACACGGCUGAUCCUGUUGAUCCUCUUGCUGGUUGGAUUGUACGGACUCUCCAAAACACCGUUUCUGUCAGUGCGAUUCCGAACCACAUCAGGCCUGGACUCGGCAGUGGACCCCGUCCAGAUGAAAAACGUCACCUUCGAGCAUGUGAAAGGAGUGGAGGAGGCCAAGAACGAGCUGCAGGAGGUAGUGGAGUUCCUCAAGAACCCACAGAAGUUCACCGCCCUGGGAGGAAAGCUCCCUAAAGGGAUUUUGUUAGUCGGGCCUCCAGGAACGGGGAAAACUCUGCUGGCACGCGCCGUGGCAGGGGAAGCUGACGUGCCUUUCUACUACGCCUCAGGAUCAGAGUUUGACGAGAUGUUCGUUGGGGUCGGCGCAAGCCGUAUCAGGAACCUGUUUCGGGAGGCCAAAGCGAAUGCUCCGUGUGUGAUCUUCAUCGAUGAGCUCGACAGCGUAGGAGGGAAGAGAAUCGAGUCUCCUAUGCACCCUUAUUCGAGGCAGACCAUCAACCAGCUUCUGGCUGAGAUGGAUGGAUUUAAACCAAACGAAGGUGUCAUCAUUAUCGGGGCUACGAACUUCCCUGAAGCUUUAGAUAACGCCCUGAUCCGGCCGGGACGCUUUGACAUGCAGGUCACUGUCCCCAGACCCGAUGUGAAAGGACGGACGGAGAUUCUGAAGUGGUACCUCAAAAAAAUCAAAGUAGACCCAGCUGUGGAGGCCGAGAUCAUUGCCAGAGGAACGGUGGGUUUCUCCGGAGCCGAGCUGGAGAACCUGGUGAACCAGGCUGCCUUGAAGGCUGCUGUGGACGGGAAAGACAUGGUGACCAUGAAGGAGCUGGAGUUCGCCAAGGACAAAAUCCUGAUGGGCCCGGAGCGCCGGAGUGCCGAGAUAGAUAAGAAAAACAAAGUGAUCACAGCCUACCACGAGUCAGGACACGCCAUCAUCGCAUACUACACCAAAGACGCCAUGCCCAUCAACAAGGCUACGAUCAUGCCGAGAGGCCCCACUCUGGGUCACGUGUCCAUGCUGCCAGAGAAUGAUCGCUGGAGUGAGACUCGAGCUCAGCUUCUCGCUCAGAUGGACGUCAGCAUGGGGGGCCGCGUGGCAGAGGAACUCAUUUUCGGAAAUGACAAUAUCACCACAGGUGCGUCCAGUGAUUUCGACAGCGCUACGAAAAUCGCCAAAAUGAUGGUAACGCAGUUCGGCAUGAGUGAAAAGCUGGGUGUCAUGACGUACACAGAUCUGUCGAAGCAAAGCCCAGAGACGCAAGCAGCCGUCGAACAGGAAGUCAGGACACUUCUGAGAGAUUCAUAUGAGCGUGCUAAAGCUCUCCUGAAGGCCCGUGCGAAAGAGCAUAAGAACCUGGCUGAGGCUCUGCUGAGGUAUGAGACGCUGGACGCCAGAGAGAUUCAGAUGGUCUUGGAGGGGAAGGCGUUGGGCAGCAGAUGAGUCUCACACCGUGUGGUGUGUGUGUGUGUGUGUGUGUGUGUGUGUGUGUAAAUGUACAUAAGCGCAUAAGCAAUACAACCUCCUGAUAAGCUUAAGUUCGAGCCUUUUUUGCUCUGUACGUACAUAUAGGUAAAUGAUGAACAUGUGUUUAAAUCCACACUACUCCAUAAUUCCCGCUUGCCUAAAGGCAUUUCCCACUAAGUUCUCCACAGUGGAGAGGUGAUGUAUGCAGAGACACGGAGUCAGAUGACGUGUAAUCGCUGCUCAUGGUGGCCUUUAGGAAAACAUAUGGAAAUGUACAGGACAUGAGAAAUUCUCAACGCACUUUGUAGAUAUAAUGACAGUGAUGUAUGUUUAGAGUAUGCACUGUCUUGUGGGGGGGGAAAAAUGCUGCUUUUCGGAUCUUCUAAUUUUGGCACAGCAUGCUGGAUUACUUUGUCAGAAUUCCACAGGAAGGUCUGUAGAUCAAUACGGAGACUAUGUGUUUAUUCGUACUGACUUUACCAAAGACAGGGUUUCACAAACUAGAAAUCAGAAACAGAUGACGUAUAGCUAGAGAAAACACUGCUGUCACAAUAGUCACAAGGUCAGUUAGUGCAAAAUCUGGACUUUAAAAGUGUUUAAGUCUGAAAAUUUCAUUUAGUCUGGUUCUCAUUUCCACCAUUCUCUGUGAUCAUGAAACUAAAAUUAGAGACAAUAUCUGAAAUAUUGUAUAUAUGCUACAUUAUGUAUUGGGGAAAAAAAGCAUUAUUUAAAAGCCAUACACAAUCCUAAAGUCUCCUUACAGGCUUGGCUGAGGUUGCUGGUUAUUUGUGUAUUGCUGCAUUAGUGAAAUACACGGUAUUCUUUAGAACUAAGUAUAGUUUGGUUUGGUCUACCUUUACCUUUCCUUUAUCCAAUCUAUGUUAAUCAUGUAUAUAUCAAUAAACUUGUGUUAUGUUGGAACAUUUUAUCUUUGUAUAUAGAUGUAUAGAAGAAUGUAAGCUUGAAGUUUGAUGGAUUUUUAUUUGGAAUUGAGUUCGUGCAUCAUUAAUGAUGAAUGAGUGGUUAAAUGAAUAAAAGUUAUAUGAUAAACUGUGA
Molecule: messenger RNA, 3380 nt
Organism: Pangasianodon hypophthalmus (striped catfish)
Lineage: Eukaryota; Metazoa; Chordata; Actinopteri; Siluriformes; Pangasiidae
Gene: yme1l1b
Product: YME1-like 1b
Exons: 18
Coding region: 156-2300 (714 amino acids)
Biological process (GO): mitochondrion organization; protein quality control for misfolded or incompletely synthesized proteins
Cellular component (GO): mitochondrial inner membrane
Molecular function (GO): metalloendopeptidase activity; ATP-dependent peptidase activity; ATP binding
Source: RefSeq, a predicted model, not a curated record